AAAAUCUGAAGUUAUAAUAUAUUCCUCUCUUAGUUCAUAGUAUAUGGCAUUCUAUUGCAACCGAAAGUUUCAUCAAUAGUGAAAACUCUUUACACAGAAUAGUAUAGUAGUUACUAAUUAGAACAUCAGAAUGGAGUUCCUCCUCUUUAGUCUUGUUAAUGUAUCAUUUCCGGUGUUCAUCUUUACACCUAUCAUAUGCCUUACAUCUGCAGUCGUUGCUCAUGCUACUGUAUCCCUGAUCAUCUCUUUUCUGCCGACAAUUCAGAAGCUACCGUAUCUGAAGCCCUCGAAUCUACCGCGGAUCAUUUCCAUGUCACGUUUGAAGAGCCAGCUGAAAGCCCUGUGGGAAGAAUUUGUUUUCCCUAUCACCGCAAUCUCUGGAAUCAGAGUUGCGUACGAUCAGAUGAAAGGAAACUCCCUCCGAUUCUAUACUCCCGAGAGCUGGAUGACCUUGGUUUCUUCUCCUGAGCUUAUCGAUGAUAUAAAGAACGCAACCAACGAUCAGCUGUCUCUACACGCCGCGGCCAAAAAGAUUCUCAUGCCGGAAUAUACCAUGAAUGGGUUCAACUGGCAUGACCAGAGAGGGAUUGAAGGCAUUGGAUUUGUCCGGACUCUGCGCACUUUGUUAACUAGUCAUUUGCCUCAAUUGACCCCCGGUGUCCGAGUUAUUGUUGAUAGGACUUUCGCUCAGGAACUUGGGCGAGAGGGGAGUAUAAACGUGCUGGCUUUAUCAAAGAAGGUUGUUACCAAAAUUAGCGCAUAUGCAUUCUUCGGCUUGGAUUAUGCGGAAAAUACAGAGUUUAUCGAUGCCGCGUAUUACUACAACGAAGAUGUGCUCUACGGCUCCGAACUCCUCCGCCUCACGCCUAACUUCCUUGUUCCAUUGGUUGGAAUAUUUAUUCCUUUGUUUCUCAAGCGACAACGAACGUUCUUCUACGGCUUGGUGGCUAUUAUCGAGGAGAGGAUGAAUAAUCCCAACCCUCAAAAGAAAUAUAACGAUGUUAUACAGUGGAUUAUUGACACAUCGCCAAAAUCCAAGCCCUGGACACCUGGGAGGAUGGCCUUCGAAGUCAUGGCAAUUUGGUUCGGCUCCGUGCAAGGUUUAGCAACUACUUUAACAUUUGCUAUCUACAGCUUGUGUGAACAUCCUGAGUAUAUCGACCCGCUUCGUGAAGAAAUGGAAAGUCCCGCUGGCAGCAAAUUCUUCAUAGAAGGGGAAGGCCUUCCGUUGAUGGAUAGCUUUUUAAAGGAGUGCUCACGGUGGACUCCAGUUGAAUCCGUAACUGGACGCAGAUGCACUUUGAAGGGGUUCACAUUUUCAGAUGGCACACACGUCCCAAAGGGAGAAUGGGUAGGCAUUCCAGUAGGUCCUAUGCUACAAGAUGCAUCAAAGUAUCCUCAGCCUGAAGUCUUCGAUGGAUUCCGCUUCGCAAGCCCAAAACUUACGGGGAGAGAGCAUUCGAGACAACCAGAGGGGCCAUCAAACUUCACUGACGUGUCCGAAACAUGGCAUGUAUGGGGCACUGGCAAGCUAACUUGCCCGGGGCGUUUCUUUGUCUCAUAUGUCAUGAAACAUGUAAUAUACCAUAUCCUAGAUGUAUAUGACCCGGAGAUGGUCGAAAAGAACCGCAAGUAUACAAUCAAUUGGAGGACCUUAACAUUGCCGGCCCCGGGUGUGAAAGCCAAUUUCAAGGCCAGAGAGUAGUAACUUAAGUGUACUACAGUACCAGUUAGAGAGUACAAGAAGUACGGAGGCUUUAUUAUGGGCUUUGCUAUGAGCCUCGGUGGUAGUUUGUUUCGUUUAUUAUGAUAAAUGACACUUGAUAGCUUGUCGAAGGCUACUACACACAAUAAAAAAUAAA
Molecule: messenger RNA, 1862 nt
Organism: Daldinia decipiens
Lineage: Eukaryota; Fungi; Ascomycota; Sordariomycetes; Xylariales; Hypoxylaceae
Product: cytochrome P450
Exons: 10
Coding region: 131-1705 (524 amino acids)
Molecular function (GO): heme binding; monooxygenase activity; oxidoreductase activity, acting on paired donors, with incorporation or reduction of molecular oxygen
Source: RefSeq, a predicted model, not a curated record